AUUUUUGAAAAUCCGCGACAACUCCAUUGCGGUCAUUCGUUGUGUUCACAUUGUGUUGAUCGUCUGAUUGAGCUUCGCAAUGAAACUCCCCGAGUGGUGCUCGGCCUCGGUGGUACUCGUCAGUUGGCCGGUUACCCGAUUCAUAUCCAGUGUCCAGUGUGUCGCGUCUCAACGGGUGUUCCAAACGAGGGACUACCAGUCAACUAUGCACUUUGUGAGUUAAUCGAUCGUGUUCAUAAAACGCAAGAACUGAAGCGUGACUGUAAUCACUGCCAAAAGGCCGUCAACUACGGAGCGCAAAUGUUUUGUGUCACAUGUUCACAAAAUGCGAACACACCGUCGUGUAUUUUAUGUAUCAAAUGUGCAUUGAAUGAACAUGCUAAAAGUGGACAUACAAUCGAUCAAAUUGAACCAGCAUCCGAAGAAGCACGGCGAGAUGCCAUUCAACAGAUUACCGAACUGCGCCAGUCAACGUCCAUUUCCGUGAGUGAGUGUAAUAGGGCGAAUGAGUCGUUUGCAAAGGAUUUGGAACAAUAUUCGAAUGUGAGUUGUCAUCUCAUGCAGUGA
Molecule: messenger RNA, 567 nt
Organism: Anisakis simplex (herring worm)
Lineage: Eukaryota; Metazoa; Nematoda; Chromadorea; Rhabditida; Anisakidae
Source: the annotation of a GenBank genome assembly